Corythoichthys intestinalis (scribbled pipefish) is the source of this 1690-nucleotide messenger RNA. RefSeq names its product acyl-CoA thioesterase 9, tandem duplicate 1 (gene acot9.1). The record is from RefSeq and is a predicted model, not a curated record. Gene Ontology annotation, biological process: acyl-CoA metabolic process. The transcript has 16 exons. Gene Ontology annotation, molecular function: fatty acyl-CoA hydrolase activity. Bases 180 to 1466 code for a protein of 428 amino acids. Gene Ontology annotation, cellular component: mitochondrion. NCBI's taxonomy places the organism in Eukaryota, Metazoa, Chordata, Actinopteri, Syngnathiformes, Syngnathidae.
UGUUCUUUUGGCGCUAGACGAGAAGUUGCUUUCUGAUUUGGGCUCCAAGCCAACGCAAGUGGAAAAAAAGAAACAGGAGCGAGUUGUUGAUGGACGACCACAUUGGCUGGGUGUGUCCGGAACGCAGACUAGCGAGGGAUAACUAACCUAAACCCUAACUGAACACUGAGGGCAGGUUGAUGACAUGUCUUCGACCUUCGGCGUCCUUGACGAGCCGAAGACGAGCGUGCGCGGCCGUGACGGACGGUAGAGCGCCGGACAUGGCGGAAGGAAAUCCUCUGUUGCACGUGUCAAAUGUGCGAAACAGGCUGAGAGAAAUUGUGGGCGCUUCCACCAACUGGAGCGACCACCGGCAAGCCAUGGCGGAGCGCGCGUCGCUGUCGUCCAUGUUGGCCAAGUCGCAGGGCGAGCUCCCGGCCAAGAGCAUGAAAGAGAGCCUCCUGGAGGUCCACCUGCCGCUGGGCUCGCAGCCGCAGCUGCGCGAGAAGUACCUCACCUUCCACAACACCGUCAGGUUCGGACGCAUCCUGGAGGACUUGGAUAGUUUGGCAGUGCUGAUUUCGUACUCGCACACUUACAACCCCGCCCUGAAGAGGUCGCCGUUGUCCAUCGUCACCGCCCUGGUGGACAAAAUAGACAUGAGGCAGCACGACAUCUAUCCCGACGGCGACAUCAAGUUCAGCGGUCACGUCAGCUGGGUGGGGAGCACGUCCAUCGAGGCCAAGAUGCACAUGACGCAGUAUCGGAAUGGCGAAUAUUCACCGGUUCUGGAUGCCACCUUUGUCAUGGUUGCUCGCGAUCCGCAGAACAAGAGGGCAGCUUUUGUAAAUCCUCUGCGUCCAGAAGGCCCGGAAGAGGAGGAACUCUUCCGCCAGGGAGAAGCCAACAAAUCGCGCCGCGUGGAGCUCAGCACCGCGUCCCUCCUUAAGGUGGCGCCCACCGCCGAGGAAAGGAAGAUCGUCCACGGCCUCUUCCUAAACACGCUGGACAAAAAGACGGUGAGCUUCCGCAGCCGUGUUUUGCCUCCUGACUCAGUGUGGAUGGAAGACGCCAAACUCAAAGGCUUGGAGAUCUGCCACCCGCAAGAGAGGAAUAUUUUCAACCGGAUCUUCGGGGGCUUCCUGAUGAGGAAAGCCUACGAGCUGGGCUGGGCCAACGCCUGCGCCUUCGGGGGGUGCCGACCCGGUCUGGUGGCCGUGGACGACAUUCUGUUCCGCAAACCUGUGGAGAUCGGAUCCUUGUUGCUGCUCUCCUCGCAGGUGUGUUACACGGAGGGUAAGCACAUCCAGGUGAGGGUUCACAGCGAAGUCUUUGACCCGAUGAGCCGCCAACACGACACCACCAACGUCUUCCACUUCACCUUCGCGUCCGACCGCGACGUCCCCAACAUCGUCCCGCAGACCUACGGAGAGUCCAUGCUGUACCUGGACGGGAAACGGCACUUCGACCAAGCGGUGGAGCACUGACGGCCGUAACUCCUUCGCGGCUGCGGAUGGUUGGUUCAACCGGAUGCAACGCCAGCGGCGCCAAAAAGUUGCAGUCUUUUUGAAGCGGAAGAUGUUUUGUCGCUUCCUUUCUUUUGGACUUCCUCUCUGAUGAUGUUACACUUCCCAACAAAGAUUGUUACUUCACACACACACACACAAAAAAAAACUUCACUCUGUUACUGUUUUUUUUUUUUUUUUUUCAA